This is a messenger RNA of Penicillium malachiteum, 468 nucleotides long. RefSeq names its product trichothecene 15-O-acetyltransferase. The transcript has a single exon. Gene Ontology annotation, biological process: mycotoxin biosynthetic process. The record is from RefSeq and is a predicted model, not a curated record. Lineage: Eukaryota; Fungi; Ascomycota; Eurotiomycetes; Eurotiales; Aspergillaceae. The coding region runs from base 1 to 468 and encodes 155 amino acids. Gene Ontology annotation, molecular function: acetyltransferase activity.
AUGCCUGUUACAAAUAGGAGCGGGGACCCGCGCUCAGACUGGUACAAGUUCAGCAAGAUUGACAGUGAAAAGAUCAUUCAGGCUGUGAAGAAGCGCCUAGGGCCCAAAUACACCAUCUCUCACCUAGGCCAUGCUGCCACUGUGCUGUCCUUGCUUAAGAACAACCCUCUGCCUGUCGAUGCUCCUGGGAAUAUAGGUCUUAUCACACCUCUGCCUGUCAAUGGACGCAGAUUCCUCCGUGACGAAGUUGCAAAUCAUCGAUUUGGUACUUGUCAGGCUGGUGCAGUGGUUGAGUUUCCGAGUUUGAAGACAUGGGCACCUUGCAAUGACGCAGAAGAUCCCACUGCUGCCUUGGAAAAACUAUGCAAUCAAGUCAAGGAAUCUUAUGACUAUUGGCUGAAAAAGGAAUUCCAAUUAGCUGUUGGUGUUUCGAAGGACAACUUUUUAGGCGCUCUCCUGGCAUCGUGA